AUGGCCCAGCAACGAGGGCAAGCAAUGGGAGACUCCCUCAAGACGGCACACUCCGUCAGCCUAAAGGUUCUGCGAUUGUCUCGUCCAUCUCUCGCGGUGCAGCACCCUCUCCCGAACUCCAAAGACCUAGGCAUAUCGCCCAAGGCGUCGCUCGCGUACCCCACACCGAACGACACCAAAGACCAGUUCGUCCUCAGUCCCGUGUUAAACCUUCCUGAGGCGUUUGGUAGCGCCUACGUCGGCGAGACCUUCUCCUGCACUUUAUGCGCGAACAACGAGCUCGAUCCAUCCGACAACACAAAGGCGAUUAGUGGCGUGAGGAUACAGGGCGAUAUGCAAACACCGUCAAAUCCUGCGGGGUCGCCCCUAGAUCUGUCUGGUCUACAAGAAGAAGCAGAGAACGUGUCCCCAGGGCCAGCGGAAUCAUUACAACGUAUCCUACGAUUUGAGCUCAAGGAAGAGGGCAACCAUGUCUUGGCUGUGACUGUCACAUAUACAGAGACCGCACUAGGAGAAGGAAGGGCAGCGAGCGGCAGAGUCCGAACAUUUCGCAAAUUGUACCAGUUCGUGGCUCAACAGUUAUUGAGUGUGCGCACCAAAGCUGGAGAGAUUGGGCAGAAGAGUGGAUCUUCUCGAUACCUCCUGGAGGCACAACUGGAGAACAUGGGCGAAGCUGCAGUCUGUUUAGAGGCAGUCAAUGUAAACCCGAAACCACCCCUCAGAUCUACGUCGCUUAAUUGGGAUAUGCAAGCCUCACGUAUCAAUGCGCCGAUAUUGAGCCCACGGGAUGUGGUGCAAGUCGCGUUCCUUCUCGAACAUGGGCCCAGCGACAAGGACGAAGAGAUGACAGGUUCCAUGACGGAAGACAACAAAAGAGUGCUGGGUCAGCUUGCUAUCCAAUGGCGGAGCGCAUUGGGCGACAGGGGCUCUCUCAGCACCGGAUGGCUUACGGCUCGGCGCUGA
Messenger RNA from Alternaria ethzedia, 963 nucleotides. RefSeq lists its product as uncharacterized. NCBI's taxonomy places the organism in Eukaryota, Fungi, Ascomycota, Dothideomycetes, Pleosporales, Pleosporaceae. The transcript has 3 exons. The record is from RefSeq and is a predicted model, not a curated record. Gene Ontology annotation, cellular component: TRAPPIII protein complex. The coding region runs from base 1 to 963 and encodes 320 amino acids.